Molecule: messenger RNA, 1354 nt
Organism: Truncatella angustata
Lineage: Eukaryota; Fungi; Ascomycota; Sordariomycetes; Amphisphaeriales; Sporocadaceae
Exons: 1
Coding region: 297-878 (193 amino acids)
Source: RefSeq, a predicted model, not a curated record
GACCAGGAGGAGCUCGGCUUUGCGGCAAUAACCUUUUGUAAAAUAGAUGGGGGCCUCUGUAACCCCGAAACUUGGCCAAGCGUCCAGCUCAUCCUUUACUAACCCAACGAGGUCCUCGGCCUUCACAUUGCCACAUACCCUCCCACCUCACUGAAUAUAGAUGCGUAGAUUCGCAGCAAACUAAAGCAUACCCUCGACGUGCAUUAUCAGAGAUCCAUCACGCCCAAAAGCCUUCACGCGCUGAAAGCUAGUACUUUCCAAAGCAGCAUCACUGCCAAGACGUUCCAGUCGCUUCCAUGAGCUCAGUAGGGCGCCAAUCCCUCUCGCGCAUCUUGCUGGUCUUCCUUGCCACCGCUUGCAUCUUCUUCGUAUUGAAGCAAAGUCGGGUUGCGUUUUCAAUCAUGUCAACGGAUCCCCUGUCGCGCCUGGCGGUGUCAGUUCGGAAGUCGGCUUCCCAUACUCUGACCUUCAGUGUGACCAACAACCAUGAUGCACCCAUCACGAUCCUGAAAUGGGAAACCCCCCUCGACCCAUUGGCGCUGAAGGUCGGAAAAGUGAAGCUGUUCGCGCCCGCAGAUAGCAAUGACGCACUGGACUUUCCCACCAUCCAAGUUCGUCGAAAGAUGCCUCCAGGGCAGGAUCAGCUUGUCACCAUCCUGCCCGGAGAUACGAAAGAGAGCUCGGUGGAGCUCGAUGUCCCUUUCUUCCCGGUCGAUCAGCUCAAGGGUGACGUGAAGAUCACCUGUCAGGGAAGGUGGGUGAGCGCAUGGCAAAAGACAGCGGACGAGAUCUCCCCCAAGGAGCUGGAGGAACUGAAUGCGGGAGACGAGGCACUUUCUGGGGAAUAUGAGAUGGUACCCGUAACAGUAAAUUUCUAAGUACGGUAGCGCUGGUUUCUCAUCAACAAAGCAACAUUGGCGUUCCAACUCAGCUAGGCUAUAUUAUACAUAUUGCAACCCUAGCUACACAUAUCAAGCCAUUCCUUGCCCGCCUGGCCGUUGUGCACUGAAUCAUAGGUCGUUCCCUCCCGCAAUGCCAACCACUCAUCAAAUAAGUGAAGAUACAGAACUGACAUUUUAUAGUCUUCCUCUAUCAAUGAUUAUAUAGCACUGUUAACUAUGCUAAGAGUCGGCAGCGAGUUCUUGCAGCUUUGCUUUAACCACAUUUGCGAUCUCGAGAUUGUUAGUUUCCAAAUACAAGAAGUGGCCAUUGCCAAGAAUUCCAAUAUCCUCCAACUUGAUCCAUUCGUAGGGUACUUGAGUUUGAUUCAAGUAAAGAGCCACGCAAUGGUCAUACGUGAUGUGCGGACUGGCGCUCCCGGUGUACAUGAUGAAAGGAACUUUGGCGAUCUCAG